Molecule: messenger RNA, 924 nt
Organism: Hypoxylon fragiforme
Lineage: Eukaryota; Fungi; Ascomycota; Sordariomycetes; Xylariales; Hypoxylaceae
Product: STE/STE20 protein kinase
Exons: 4
Coding region: 1-924 (307 amino acids)
Biological process (GO): protein phosphorylation
Cellular component (GO): cytoplasm
Molecular function (GO): protein serine/threonine kinase activity; ATP binding
Source: RefSeq, a predicted model, not a curated record
AUGCCUUCACCGCUUCGCCUUGGCCAAGUACUUCGCGGGAGACUCGAGUCGUACACCGUAUCCAAGCACAUUCAAGAAGACGUCGUGUGGCUUGCAAGAAAUCUCAAGAACGAAACUGUUGUAGUAAAGAGCGUCAGGGGCCAUCCACGCAUCAAGAACGAGCGGGAUGUCCUCCGGCGCUUCCAAAGUCGCAGCCCCUACAUACGCCCCCUGAUUGACGAGAUCCAAGACCCAGCAGAGCCAACCACCAUUGUGCUGAAGUAUCUUGAAUCGGACCUCUGGGACACGUCGGUCAGGAAAUCGCUAAACCGAAAAGAGAUCAAGUACGUCUCAAAACGAGUUCUUGACGCUUUGAGUGUUCUUCACGAGGAUAGAUAUGUCCACACAGAUAUCAAGUCCGCAAAUAUAUUUGUAAAUUACAAAAAGGACGAGAGCGAGAUUCGGUCCUCGGAAGUCCAGCUGGGUGAUUUCGGCGGCAGCUACCCAGACGAUAGCAAAUGGGCGAAAUCGGGCACGGCAAUAGGGGCUCCGAUAUGGAAUAGUCCAGAGGUCAUUAUGGUGACCCCGUGGAACACAGCGACGGACAUCUGCUUGAUCUACGGCGGCGACUUCCACAUCUUCCGUCCCAAGGACGUUCGCCACGGCGACGAAACUUACGGCCUCGAAGUGCUGAUGUUGCAGCGGGAGUACUUCGGCCCCUUUCCGCCCAAGGUCAGCGUGAUCUUCAAUGCCGAGACGCUUCAGUCGAUCGUGUAUCUUGAACACUUGGUACCGCCUAGCGAGCGGAGACCGUUUAGAUUGGUGGCUGAGCAGGAGGUGGGCAAGGAGGACAAGGAGUUCAUCUUGAAAAUCAUGCAGAUGGACUGGCGGGAUCAGCCGACGGCUAAGGAGCUGCUGAGGGACGAGUGGUUUCGGACGGAGUGA